This is a messenger RNA of Eriocheir sinensis (Chinese mitten crab), 860 nucleotides long. Its product is annotated as E3 SUMO-protein ligase NSE2-like. Bases 76 to 705 code for a protein of 209 amino acids. The transcript is spliced from 5 exons. Gene Ontology annotation, molecular function: zinc ion binding; SUMO ligase activity. Gene Ontology annotation, cellular component: Smc5-Smc6 complex; nucleus. Gene Ontology annotation, biological process: protein sumoylation; double-strand break repair via homologous recombination. NCBI's taxonomy places the organism in Eukaryota, Metazoa, Arthropoda, Malacostraca, Decapoda, Varunidae. The record is from RefSeq and is a predicted model, not a curated record.
CUAUUGUACUUUCCAACGGGUCACCUGUACAGCAAGAGCAAGAGAGCGCCCGCGAGCACGAAGAAGAAGAAAACAAUGGACACGAAUUUCUUUAACAUCCUCGAGAAGGCGCGGAGCCAGGUCAACGACUGUACCGCCGGCAUUCUGGCCUACAUCGACGAUGAUGAGCAGAGGGCCAAGUAUCUCAAGGAUAUGGAGGAUGUGCUGACUGGCCUGGUGAGCUGCGAACACAAGGUGGCCGUGACGCGCCAGGCCGUGAAGGAAGCCACGAACCGGGCGCUGGAUGAGGGCACAGAACAGAUUGGUGUCAGCCUCUUUGAUGAUUUGGUUGAGGAGAGCAUCAGUGAGCUGGAGCAAGACUCGCCCUUGGAGCAAGCAGUGGCCGAGGCAACCAGUCUUCAGUUGUUCAGAAAGCAGGUGGAGGAAUUCAAUGCAAAGGAGGAUGAAGACAGUGGUGAGGAGGAGCUGGUGGCAGUGCAGGUCGGCCCAUCCUUUAUUGACCCCAUCAGCAAGAAGAAGAUGACGGACCCGGUCAGGAACAAGAAGUGCCAACACGUGUAUGACCGCGCCUCCGUCACCAGCAUGAUAUCCAAGACGCGCCGCGGGUUUAGGUGUCCCAUGGUGGGCUGCAAGAACCGUGACCCUAUGAAGCUGUCCGACCUUGAGGAUGCGCCUGAUUUGAAGAGACAGCUUAACCUUAGUUAGAUAUGUGUGUGUGGGGGGUGGCUUGGAUUAUAAGACAGCUGUCCCUUGAUUAAAUGUGUGUGGUUAUCCUUUGAGAUGACAUGUCCUUUUACAGAUUACUAUUUUUUUUUAGUACACCAUUGUCUUCAUAAUAAAUGCUAGUAAAUGCCAUUAAA